AUAGGUGUCGUUUUUGUCGCCAAACAGGUCCUAACUUCUAAGAAUUUGGCUUAGCAUCAAUGCGGAAAAUAAUUGGCUUUCGGUAUGUUUGGAGAGACACAGGGUCACCUUUUCAAGCAUGGAAAUUUCUUUGGGAUAAGGCGAUUUGAUUGAUAAAAAGAGAUUCUAAUUCUAUUUUCAUCUGGAAGCUGAAGGAUUUUCUGUUAUGGAAGUCAAGGGAGGAGAAAAAGAGAGUCAGACGGUGGACAGUACAAACAAGGGAAGCGACGGUUCCUCUGUUGGGAUUAAGUUUCUGUUCUUUGCAAGAGCUCGGGAUCUUACAGGCGGCCUCACUGAUAUGCCAAUGGAGGUGCCAUCGGGUAGCACAGCCCAUGACUGUCUGAAUAAGCUUGUUGCCAAAUUCCCGAGAUUGGAGGAGAUUCGUGGAUGCAUGGUCCUGGCAUUGAACGAGGAGUACACACCUGAGUCCACGGUUGUUAAGGACCGAGACGAAUUGGCCAUCAUACCUCCAAUAAGUGGAGGCUAAUUCUCUUCUCCACCAAUCUUUCGAGCUGUCUAAAAUUCAUGCAAAGGGAAGUUUCCUUGUGCCUUGUUGUGCAAACCUGUCCAAAUAUUCAAAAACUUUCAUGAAUAAUCCUUGAGUUUCUCGUUAAGGGUGUCUCUUGAAAUCAUUUUACCUUCGAGAACUGAGUCAUUAAUGGAAAGAUUUGAUGAAGAAAUGCCAAUCCCAUUGUCAAAAUGGGUUCAUUUUC
This is a messenger RNA of Vitis riparia (riverbank grape), 752 nucleotides long. RefSeq names its product molybdopterin synthase sulfur carrier subunit. The record is from RefSeq and is a predicted model, not a curated record. Gene Ontology annotation, cellular component: cytosol. The transcript is spliced from 3 exons. Gene Ontology annotation, biological process: Mo-molybdopterin cofactor biosynthetic process. NCBI's taxonomy places the organism in Eukaryota, Viridiplantae, Streptophyta, Magnoliopsida, Vitales, Vitaceae. Bases 206 to 526 code for a protein of 106 amino acids.